AAGAUGCUGGGCAAAGCGUGGAAGGAGCUGAACGCAGCGGAGAAGCGGCCCUUCGUGGAGGAAGCCGAACGGCUGCGCGUGCAGCACCUGCGCGACCACCCCAACUACAAGUACCGGCCGCGCCGCAAGAAGCAGGCGCGCAAGGCCCGGCGGCUGGAGCCCGGCCUCCUGCUCCCCGGAUUAGCGCCCCCGCAGCCACCGCCCGAGCCUUUCCCCGCGGCGCCUGGCUCGGCUCGCGCCUUCCGCGAGCUGCCCCCGCUGGGCGCCGAGUUCGACGGCCUGGGGCUGCCGACGCCCGAGCGCUCGCCUCUGGACGGCCUGGAGCCCGGCGAGGCUGCCUUCUUCCCACCGCCCGCGGCGCCCGAGGACUGCGCGCUGCGAGCCUUCCGCGCGCCCUACGCGCCCACCGAGCUGUCCCGGGACCCCGGCGGUUGCUACGGGGCUCCCCUGGCGGAGGCGCUCAGGACCGCGCCCCCGGUGGCGCCGCUCGCUGGCCUGUACUACGGCACCCUGGGCACGCCCGGCCCGUACCCCGGCCCGCUGUCGCCGCCGCCCGAGGCCCCGCCGCUGGAGAACGCCGAGCCGCUGGGGCCCGCCGCCGAUCUCUGGGCCGACGUGGACCUCACCGAGUUCGACCAGUACCUCAACUGCAGCCGGACUCGGCCCGACGCCCCCGGGCUGCCGUACCACGUGGCACUGGCCAAACUGGGCCCGCGCGCCAUGUCCUGCCCCGAGGAGAGCAGCCUGAUCUCCGCGCUGUCGGACGCCAGCAGCGCGGUCUAUUACAGCGCGUGCAUCUCCGGCUAGGCCGCCGACGCCGCCCGGGUCCCUGCAGCGCUUCCUCCCGCAGCCCCCGCGACCGAUCCGACCGCGUCGCUGCCCGCUCUACCCUCUCGCACGCGUGUAUGUUUGGCUCCAUGUCACAGCCCCCUAGGAGCCAGUGAUGCUCGGCCUUGUGCCCGUUCCGCCACCCAGGCCACCCUUCCUGGGCUUCUGGGCCACCUGCCCUCGGGAGGGCCCCUGCGACGGUGCCUGGAGUUCCCACGUGUCCUGGGGCUUUUCCAGGAAGCCGGAGCCUAGGACCUGUUGGCAGAGUUGCCAGGGUUACCUUUUUGAGGCACCUGUUCCUUUUCUUGCAGUGUAUUUUCUACAACCAGAUUGUAUUAAUAUUUUUUACUUUGCCCUUUUAAAAAAUUAUACCUAAUACAAUAUAUUUAAUUUUUACUUAAACUCUUAAACUUUUCUUCCAAGAAGUUUCCGCGAUCAGAGCCGUCACUGUGGCAAAGGCUUUUGAAAUGUGGGGGAUACAGAUGUUUGCUUGCUGUAAAGGAGGAGCUUGGGGCUGGGUCCCCGGGUGGAGAGGCCACAAUAAAGCCUCGGGCCUUUCCUCUGCA
Molecule: messenger RNA, 1394 nt
Organism: Piliocolobus tephrosceles (Ugandan red Colobus)
Lineage: Eukaryota; Metazoa; Chordata; Mammalia; Primates; Cercopithecidae
Gene: SOX18
Product: SRY-box transcription factor 18
Exons: 2
Coding region: 4-807 (267 amino acids)
Biological process (GO): lymphangiogenesis; positive regulation of transcription by RNA polymerase II; angiogenesis
Cellular component (GO): nucleus
Molecular function (GO): DNA-binding transcription activator activity, RNA polymerase II-specific; RNA polymerase II cis-regulatory region sequence-specific DNA binding
Source: RefSeq, a predicted model, not a curated record